Pantherophis guttatus is the source of this 1973-nucleotide messenger RNA. RefSeq names its product ring finger protein 128 (gene RNF128). Lineage: Eukaryota; Metazoa; Chordata; Lepidosauria; Squamata; Colubridae. The record is from RefSeq and is a predicted model, not a curated record.
GGCUAGAAAUGGGAGACUGGGAAUUCUAGUCCUGCUCUAGGCACAAAGCCAGCUGGGUGACCACCUCAGCUCUAGGAAGGAGGCCAUGGCAAACCACUUCCAAAAUCUUGCCAACAAAACUUCAAGGGACUAGUCCAGGCAGUCACUAGAAAUCAACCAAGACUCGAAGAUAAAUAAACUUAGAUGAAUUCUACCGGAAUAAUUAUGAUUGGCCAUUUUCCCUCAAAUUCCCUCGUGUUUAUUUAGAUGGGAACAUAACACCUUGCAGACUAAGCACCUUCCUCUUUUUCCUAAAGGCCGCCCGUCUCACCUGUAUCUACGUGCAUAGGGAAGGGCGCUCAAAACCUGCACGGAGCCCUUCAGCCGGCAUGCCUGCUUUAAAAGCAGUUGUGUGGAAACAACAAGAGUUGCGAGUGGUGGGGUUGAAAAUUAGCUGCCUGAGUUCCUGCCCUGUGGCUCCGGCAUCAGGUCGUUUUAUUCCUCUGAGAUAAGCAAAGAGAGAACUGAGCUGACGCAACGCAAGAUCUAAUGACCAGGGAGGAGCGGUGUUGCUUACCUGCCAAAGGAUUGUAAUUUCAGAUUAAACGCAGAGGAGAAACGGGAGGCUCUUGGCAAUCGAAUGCUUUUCGACGCGUUUUUGGAUUUUAUUUUUGAAGCCACCGAGCGAUGAAGGGCGGGUGGAAACCCAGCCCUGCACGAUUUCUGAUCCUCGCCGGCCUCUUGAGCGCCGUCCGGGCUCUCCCCAUCAAAGCCAACGUGAGUUUAGUCUACUUCAACACUUUCAACCGAACCUCGACCAACAACAGGUGCGAGUGCGGCAUGUUCGGCGUGCAUUCUCCCGUGACGGAGGCUCGUGGGCUGGUGGUGCUUUCCAAUUCUUCCAAGUUCCAAGCUUGCACGUGGGAUACGCAUUUCGCCCCCGCGGUGUCGCCCUGGAUUGCCCUCGUCGCAAGAGGCAACUGCACCUUCACGGAGAAGAUUAAGCGGGCGGCCAGACUGGGCGCGGCGGCCGUGGUCAUCUAUAACUACGCAAAGCACGGCAACAAUACCAUCCACAUGGCACAUCCCGGUACGGGAAACACCGUGGCCAUCAUGAUCAGCUACGCCAAAGGCCGAGAAAUCCUUCAAAAGAUCGAAAGGGGCUACCAGGUCACCAUGGCUAUCGAAGUAGGCAAAAAGCACGGGUCGUGGAUGAAUAAUUACUCCAUUUUCUUCGUCUCGGUGUCCUUCUUCAUCGUCACGGCUGCCACGGUGGGAUACUUCAUAUUUUAUUCCGCUAGAAGGCUUCGGGUUGCGAGGGCCCAGAACAGGAGACAGAGACGGCUGAAAGCGGACGCCAGGAAAGCGAUUGGACAGCUGCAGCUGCGCACGUUAAAACAGGGAGACGAGGAAACCGGACCCGAUGCAGACAGCUGCGCGGUGUGCAUUGAAGCCUACAAACCAAAUGAUGUCGUCCGAAUUUUAACCUGCAACCAUCUGUUUCACAAGAGCUGUAUUGAUCCUUGGCUGCUGGAGCAUAGGACCUGCCCCAUGUGUAAAUGUGACAUACUCAAGGCUUUGGGAAUUGAGGUGGACAUAGAAGAGCGAGGAGAAGCUACUCAAGCCCCCACAGCAUCCAGUGAAGCCUCUAACGUCGUUUCGGCUAAUGAAGAAGAUAAUCACAGCGAGACUGCCUCAUCAGGGUACGCUUCCGUGCAGGGAACCGACGAACCGGCUCCGGAGGAGCGUGUUACUCCAGAGAGUGACCAUCUCCGUCUUGUCAACGCUUCACAGACCCCGGAUGUGGAGACGCUGCCCCAUCUUGACAAUCCCGCCUUCGAAGGGGACGAAACCCCAGAGCAGCCGGCGAAAUCCUAGGUGCUGUUGGCGCAAGACUGCAGUUCGCUUGAGACACCAGCAUCCCACUGCGAUGACACCGCUAAGACUGAUGUAGCAGCAAUGUUCCCUUGAGACACCCACCCCCCACCCCCUCA